UAAUCUGACCCUAAAUUUAAAUAUAUUAUCAGUGGGCGGUACAUCGUUUAUUUAUUUCAUUUUGGUUUUUACGUUUGUCCUUCUGGAUGUAAUCGGAGCAUAUAUAAAGAAACAAUUGUGCAUUUAAUCUGUUAUUUGUUUAGUCAUGUUUUACGGAAUGUGGAAGCCACACAGUCUUGUGCUGUUGUUCACCGUGUUCUGUUUGUUCGAGUGCAAUAAAUGUGAAGAAGAAAAUCCUAGACCGAAAAUUGUGGGAGGAUACCCUGCUAGCGAGGGACAAUUUCCGUAUCAGGUUUCGUUGCGCGUCAAGGGGAGACAUUUUUGUGGAGGGUCUAUUAUCAAUAAACGAUGGAUUCUCACAGCCGCUCAUUGUUUGCGAGGAUUUAAUGAUUCCGCAAUAACUGUCGUCGUGGGAACAACGAAGUUGGACGAAGGUGGUGACAUAUAUCACUCAUCCGAGGUCCACGGACACCAGGGAUACAGUUCAUUAUUCGUGAGGAAUGACAUUGGACUCAUUCACGUAGACGAAGACAUCGAAUUCUCAGACAACGUUAAGCCCAUUUCACUUCCCACGGAGUAUUUUGAUAAGAGCGAUUACCCGGCUGUUCUAUCCGGUUGGGGUACAACGAGCUAUCCAGGAAAGUCACCCAAUGAUCUUCAGCACAUAACACUGACAGUUAUUGAUCAACGCGAUUGCAGAAAUGCUUCGCUGAUGCGCAUCACGAAAAAAAAUCUCUGUACACUCAAUGGAAAGGGAGAGGGUGCUUGUCACGGCGACUCUGGUGGUCCUCUAGUAGCCGACGGGGUUCAAAUUGGUGUUGUCUCAUGGGGUACCCCCUGCGCCAAAGGCAAACCGGAUGUCUUCACAAGAGUGUACAGUUACAUCGAUUGGAUUAACGAAACGAUGAGUGAACAUGAUGACGUCGAUUUUGAAGACGAUGAUGAUUAAUUAAUCCCACGGAAUAUUCUCUGGAAUUAACUAAUUUAAUAAAAUAAUACUACAUAA
Molecule: messenger RNA, 1006 nt
Organism: Diachasmimorpha longicaudata
Lineage: Eukaryota; Metazoa; Arthropoda; Insecta; Hymenoptera; Braconidae
Product: chymotrypsin-2-like
Exons: 5
Coding region: 146-949 (267 amino acids)
Biological process (GO): proteolysis
Molecular function (GO): serine-type endopeptidase activity
Source: RefSeq, a predicted model, not a curated record